GGGGCUGGCGCCAAUUCGAAGAGCGGGUCCGGGCGCCAGCCAGCUCCGGCCAGUCCCGCCGCGUCCCGCCAUGCCCGAGCAGCAGCGCCCGGCGUCCCCGCCGCACGGGGAGCUGCAGUACCUGGGGCAGGUCGAGCACGUCCUGCAGCGCGGCCACCGGAAGGAGGAUCGGACCGGGACCGGCACCAUCUCCGCGUUCGGACUGCAGGCGCGGUACAGCCUGAGAGAUCAGUUUCCUUUGCUGACGACAAAACGAGUGUUCUGGAAGGGAGUGCUGGAAGAGCUGCUAUGGUUUAUCAAGGGUUCAACAAAUGCUAAAGAGCUCUCUGCAAAAGGAGUGAAGAUUUGGGAUGCCAAUGGAUCACGUAAAUUCUUGGAUAAACAAGGUUUCACUGACAGAACAGAAGGGGAUUUGGGACCAGUGUAUGGUUUCCAGUGGAGACACUUUGGAGCUGAAUACAAAGAUAUGAAUACAGAUUACUCAGGCCAAGGAGUGGACCAGCUGCAGAAUGUAAUCGACACAAUCAAAAACAAUCCAGAUGACAGAAGAAUCAUCAUGUGUGCUUGGAAUCCCAAAGAUAUUUCACUAAUGGCUUUGCCUCCUUGCCAUGCUCUGUGCCAGUUUUAUGUUCUAAAUGGUGAACUGUCUUGCCAGUUGUAUCAGAGAUCUGGAGACAUGGGACUGGGGGUGCCUUUCAAUAUCGCCAGCUAUUCACUGCUCACAUAUAUGAUUGCCCAUGUCACAGGCCUGAAGCCUGGUGAAUUCAUACACACACUAGGAGAUGCUCAUAUAUAUCUGAAUCAUGUUGAACCUUUGAAAAUUCAACUUCAGAGGGAACCACGACCUUUCCCAAAACUCAAAAUUCUUCGUAAAAUUGAAAAUAUCAGUGACUUCAAAGUAGAUGACUUUCAGAUUGAAGACUAUAACCCACAUCCAGCUAUUAAAAUGGAGAUGGCUGUUUAAUGCACUUAACUUUUUAAACAUGAUAGGAGUCUGUUUCAUAAGUAUGUUACCUUCUCUGUACUUAAGCUCAAUACGAUGCUCUUCAAUGUUGCUAAAACAGUUAAAUAACUUUGAAAGGGGUCCUGUUCUAGACCACGGACUGUUCAGAAGCAGGUUAACAGUUGUGAAGUACCUUUAAUGAGAAAUGUAUGUUAGGUUGCCUUCCUGCAGGUGUCAUUGAACCAAAUCUUGGUGUAAAAGAAAAAAUGAGCACUGUUUACUAGUCAGUCUUUGAGUUCAGAGAUCUCUGUUGGAACGUGACUCUGGGCUGUAUAUUUCUACUGUCUAUAAAUCAUUCAGGAAUUGGCUGGAGCCCCCCUUAAGUUGUUACGGGGUUUAAGUUAACAUUUCAAGCUUUUCCUUGUUCUGCACUGUAGCCUGAGCAGUGAGAAGUGUUUAGUCUUAUUCUGUAUUAGUUACUUACCCUUAAGUAUUUAAACAAAACACUUGUUAUAGCAGGAUUUUUUUAAGCUUGAAAAGUAGUGAUAAGAAUGUUUAAUAAACUUGUAUAAAUAUUUUUAA
Molecule: messenger RNA, 1525 nt
Organism: Malaclemys terrapin pileata
Lineage: Eukaryota; Metazoa; Chordata; Testudines; Emydidae
Gene: TYMS
Product: thymidylate synthetase
Exons: 7
Coding region: 71-964 (297 amino acids)
Biological process (GO): dTMP biosynthetic process
Cellular component (GO): cytosol; mitochondrion
Molecular function (GO): thymidylate synthase activity
Source: RefSeq, a predicted model, not a curated record